Centruroides sculpturatus (bark scorpion) is the source of this 2456-nucleotide messenger RNA. RefSeq names its product proteasome-associated protein ECM29 homolog. The coding region runs from base 50 to 1858 and encodes 602 amino acids. The transcript has 18 exons. Gene Ontology annotation, molecular function: molecular adaptor activity. Lineage: Eukaryota; Metazoa; Arthropoda; Arachnida; Scorpiones; Buthidae. Gene Ontology annotation, cellular component: cytoplasm; nucleus. The record is from RefSeq and is a predicted model, not a curated record.
AUUAUUGAAAUUAGAUAUGUAAAUAUAAAUAUUAUUUUAGAUUGAUAAUAUGUCAGCUGAUAUGGAAUUGCUUGAAAGGUUAUUAUCAGAAAUAUUGCAGAAAUAUAUAAUACAUACUAAAACAUCUGUUCGUCAGGCAUCAUGUGUUUGGUUGCUUACCCUCUUGAAGCAAUGUGGAAAUCAACAAGUGAUGAAAAUUCAGUUAGCAACCAUUCAAAAUUCAUUGAUGAAUUUACUUGCUGAUUCUAAUGAUAUUAUUCAAGAUAUAGCUGCUAAAGGUCUUAGCAUGAUAUAUGAAUUUGGAGAUGGAGAAAGUCAGCAAAAAUUACUUACUAAACUUGUAGAUACUUUAACAUCAGGAAGAAAGUCAUCAAUAACAGUUACAGAAGAAACAAAAUUAUUUAAUGAAGGUUUAUUGGGAAAUUCUCCUACUGGGGGAGGAUUAAGUACCUACAAGGAAUUGUGUGCUGUUGCAUCUGAUCUUAAUCAACCAGAAUUAAUUUAUAAAUUUAUGCAUUUGGCAAAUCAUAAUGCACUUUGGAACUCUAAAAAGGGAGCUGCAUUUGGAUUUGGAAUUAUUGCUCAGCAAGCUAAAAGUCAGCUUAAAGAAUAUUUACCAAUUAUUGUUCCUAAAUUGUAUCGAUAUCAAUUUGAUCCAAAUAGUAGUGUACGCUUGUCAUUUGUUUCAAUAUGGCAUGCAGUUGUACCUGAUGAACAAAAAGUAAUUGAUCAGUAUUUAGAAGAAAUAAUAAAAGAUAUUGAUUAUAAUCUUACAAGUCCACAGUGGAGAAUUAGAGAAUCAUGUUGUUUAGCAUUGUCGGAUUUAUUACGAGGAAGAGAUGUAGAAAAGAUUAUUGAUUAUUUUCCUGAUUUAUGGGAAAAAUGUUUUCGUCUUAGAGAUGAUAUUAAGGAAACAGUAAGAAAUGCUGCUAGUUCAACAUUAAAAACACUUAGCAAGAUUUGUAUUAAAUUUUGUGAUGUAAAUUUGGGAAAAAGUAGUGAGAAAAUGUUAACUACCAUUUUACCAGUCCUUGUGAAAUCUGGAUUGAUGAGUUCUUUGGCAGAAAUCAGAGAAAUAAGUUUAUCUACAAUUGUACAAAUUAGUAAGAAAGCUGGACAUCUGUUAAAACCUCAUCUUCCUUUGCUUUUUAUAGCAUUAUUAGAAGCUCUUAGUAUUAAUGAGCCUAAUGUCAUCAAUUAUUUAAGCAAUCGACUGGAUGAAUCUAAUCAAGAAAAACUUGAUAUACAAAGAGUUUCUGUGUUCCAGAAAAGUCCAAUGAUGGAAACCAUAAAUUUUUGUGUGCAAUACAUUGAUGAUGAUAUAUUGAAGGAAUUAGUACCCCGUCUUACUGAUCUGAUUAGAAACUCUGUUGCAUUAGGAACAAAGAGUGGUUGUGCUAACUUUAUAAUAACUCUAACUUUACAAUGUCCUCAAGAACUACAACAAUAUUCAGGAAAAUUGCUAAGUGCCCUUAUUAGUGGACUUAAUGAUAGAAAUGGUGCAGUACGAAGAAGUUAUGCUAAAGCAAUUGGACAUUUAGUGAGGGUUUCAAAAGAAAGUAGUGUAAAUAAAGUAAUUGGAAAAAUUCAAGUAUGGUAUUUAGAGAAAGAAGAAGAUUAUGUUCAUACAUCUUGUGUAUAUACCAUGCAUUCAAUAGCCUUACACAGUCCUGAUAUAUUUAGAAGACAUUUGACUGAAGCAUUGCCUCUAGUAUUUUUUGCCAUGCACGGAAAAUCAUCUAAAGAAAAUGAAGACCUUCAAUCUCUCUGGAAAGAAAUGUGGUUAGAGUUUACAACAAGUAAGUUUUACAAUAAACGUUUAAAAUUAUUUAAUUUUAAACUUAAUAAAAUGAAAUAAUAAAUUUUUUAUAGCAAGAAAAAAUUUCAUGAUUUUACUUUCCUGGUUAUUGUAAAUAACACAGGAAAAGCAUUGGAAUUAUGUCAAAUUUGAUCCUCUUAAGUUUUUUGCAAGUCUUCACAUUUUGAGACUACCUGAACCCAAAAAAAGUAAAAAAAAAUCCAUGAAUAUGUGCAUGUUGGUGUCUGUUUCUUUUUAAUAUCAUUUAAUAGGAUGGGAUAACAAUUAAGAAGCAAAAUUUGGCAUGUUAACUUGUAUAUAAGGGCCAUUGAUACUAUUAAAUUUUGGUAGUUAAAAGGAGUGGGAGGAAGGGAUUGUGUGUCAUGUCUUGAGUGGGGUCAAACUUAAUGAAGAUUUACUCAGUAUUAACAUUUACAAUUUUUUAUAAAACCCAUCUUUACUAUAAACUUUAAGCUUUUUGCCAUUUUAUAAUAAUUAAUAAUAUAAAAGUUAUUUAUUUAACAAAAUUUCAUUGAGAUGGUGUCACAAACAAUUUCAAUUUUGUGCUAAUAUAUCUUAGUAUUUUUUGUCAGGAAAGUUAUGCAACUUAUCACUGGAUCUUUUGGAGUGUAUUUGGGGUAUUUUUCAUGUGAUGAGA